AUGUAUUCCACUCCUUUGGUAGCCACUUUUGAUGCACCAAAUAUGCAACAAGGUAAAAUGUUGCUCUCUUCGAGUCCUUAUUCAUUUGCAAUUGGUGAAGAUUACUUUGCAUCAUGUCCCAUUGGGAUGACUAGUUUAAACAAUACAGUGAAAGUGAAUGGACAAUUGGUGAUGAAUUUGCAAACUUCAUGUCAAUGCUCUCUGUCCUAUUAUCAAUCUCUGAAAAAACAAGAAGUGCCUAUUGUGAGUUAUGUACUCUUGAAUGGAACUGGAAAUACCUUAACCAUUGAUUUGAAUCCUUUCAAUGCUGGUGUGGAUCAGAGAAUGCAAAAUAUCUACAUGUCUUUCUAUGAGAUGGCCAUCGAUGAUGUCAUUAUUGAUUUGAAAAUUGGAAAUGUACCAACUCGGUUAGAUUUAUUAUCACCUUCGUCAUUUGCUCAAGUACAGACAGAACCUUUCACGAGUACUGCAUUGACCAACAUGUCCAAUUCUUUUAGUUCUUAUGUGACAGUCAAUAAUAAUGCCAUUGACGUUGCAGGAAAUGUCACAUUUAAGAUUUCAUCACCAUCCUCGCUCGAUAACCGAUUAAUUUUUGAUUUGACUUCCAUCAAAAAGAUCAAUUUAAUGACAGGUCUAUCAAACACUGUGUUCCCACAAGUGUUGAAUUCCAACACUUCCACUCAAGUCAUCUAUCAACUAAUUGGCGUGAAUUUAUCCUACAAUGAACAGUUACAAAUAUUCUACACAGUACAAACUGCCUAUGAACCCUCUUCGAACACAAAAUUUUCUUUAUAUUUUUCUGUGGAUGGAGUUCAAAGUUCAUCACAAGUUUAUGAGGCCUAUGCCUCUGAUAAUACCAUUUCUACAACUCUUAAUGUAUACAAGACGUCAAAGAUGGAAAGCUUUUUCAAUCAAUAUAACAGUGGAUAUUCUUUAUUGGCCACUGUAUCCGACUUGGCUUAUUUCAAAUAUGUUCCACAAAUUGGAGCCAUGGAUUCAAAAUGUUGGAUUCAACUCAAUAUUUUGUCACAAUCAUUUAAUGGUCUCAUUCACAUCUUUUCCACAAAAACCUCAAAACAAUAUUCCAUUCCAGUGUCAAGCUCAGAUUUUAUUACUGACGUCUCGAACACAGCUUUCAUUGUGUUACAAUCGGAUAUGAUUGAUUGCAUAAACUCACCAACUGAUAUUUACAUACGAGUUGAGUCAGAUUUCGUGACACAACAAUCCUUUAGUAUUAAUAUUUUCAAAAAGAACUUUCUCUAUAUCAACGAUGAAACCUCUUCAUUUCCUCAAUUUAUAAAUGCUACUUCUCCAAAUUUACAAAAUGAGGCAUAUGGUACCUUUGUUAAUUCCAUUGGUACAAGAGACAAUGUACCACAAGCUGUAUAUCUUAACUUUACACAAUUUCCAGGCAAAGUUGAUGCAUUUAUUCAGCCAUACAAUAGUGUGACACCAACUGGUCCUUUAUUACAAUCGAGCCUUAAGAAGACGUCUCUUCCUGUUAAAACCUUUUUAAUGCCAGGCACGAUCAUUUACUUUUAUUCGAGCUGUAAGACAUGUAUUGCCAAUUUAACCAUUUCUCUUCCAGCAGAAUACGCUGUUCCUUUUAUACUCUAUUCGGAUGCUGGUUCUUCAUCAAUAACAUCAUUACCCUACCAAUACAAAAACGACUAUGGUAUCUAUUGGACCUACAUUAAUGUGACAAUGCUUCCUUUGACAGGUAAUGCAACAUUGAUCGUCGACGUAUUUGUAUAUAAUCUCAUCAAAACGCCUUCAAAAUUGACUUUAUUGGCAACUCAAGGACCAAUACCAUUGCUGACAACCACUGGUUCAAGCAUUAAUGUUCCAAAUAAUGCUCGAUUUUCAGUGACAACGAUUGGAAAUACUCAGAUCUACAAUUCUACUUUCGAUUGUUCACAAAGUCGAUCAGCCACCUAUGCAACCAUUUCCAUCUCCGUACCUGCAGCUACUGGAGUUUGGAAGUUUGGAUUGUUUAUUGAUCCAAGUGUCACAAAGUCCAAUACCCUCUUUGCUUGGAAUGCAAAAUCUUCAGACUUCAACACGGUUAUCUCUGGAACUAGCUCUCUAAGUUUUCAACGGUUAUAUGUCAAUCCUGUUGAAGUCGUGAGCUCGUUUUCAUUUUCAUGUGGCAGUUAUUCGUGCGACCGCAACAGGCCAGCUCAACUCUUACUCAAAUUUGAUGCCUCGACUCUAGCUCUCAAUUCUAGAGCAGUUGAAAUUUAUGUGAAAAUGGGAUCUGUACCAACUAGUUCAAGUUAUGACUUUAAAUCACGACCAAUGAGCACAUAUAAUAAUUUAACAAGUAACUUUGUUGUAAGAUAUUUAUUUACAAAUGUUGGAACUUUUGGUGUGAAUGAUGCCCUUGGAAGUUUUUCAUUGAUUUCUUCAGACCGAUUGGAUUUUAAGAAAUCAACACUGGCCUUUGUUUGGAUUCGACCCACUGACGAAAUUUCACCAUUUGUUAAUAAUACAUUAUGCUCUCAGUCGAGCAGUUCUACAAGAGCCACCUACUGGUAUUGGUAUCGUGCAACCACCACUACUGCACAGGCUGAUUAUGCUUCAGGAUUUGAUUUUGCAAAUCCUUUGAACUUGAACGUGACUGGAAAUUUAACAACUGACAAUAAUGGAAAAAACAUGCUUGUUGAUUUAACAAUUCCAAACAGCUAUUCCAUUUUUGCAGAUAGUUAUCGUCUAAUGGUUAUGGUGAUUGAUUCGAAUGGAAACACAGCUAUAUAUGAAAUGAAAAGGACCAUCAUUUCAUACGUCAUCGCCAAUACACUGUACACUGCCAUUCGAUAUUCCACUUCAUUCCCAAUCGCUUCGAGUCUCAUAGACAAUCCUCUCAACACGUCGGUCAUGAUUGUACCACUCUACAACACAUCCACAAUUUUAUCUUCCUAUAAGUACGAUAGUAACAUGCUUGCAUAUGUGGAAGAACCAGCAUUUAACGUGCUCUAUUAUUCACCCAUUUAUAUUUCCAUUGGUGUGAUGGUUGGAAUUUCGCUCAUUGUUUUGAUUUACUUUUUAAUGUGCUAUUUAUUAAUUUGGAUCUUUAAUUUAGAUUAUUCUCUUGAUGAGAUAACAUCUUCGAAUGAUAAUUCUCGAUGGUUCAACAAACCUCUAUGGUACCCCUUCACAUGGACUAUUGCAUUGCACACUAUAUUUUGGACCUGUAUUCCAUUCGUUCAGAAUGCAACGCUUAAAAGAAAAUUGUCAACAUUCUUGUUUGGCAUUGGUUAUUUCUUAUGUGCCAUUGUUUUGUCCGUUGUGUUAUUAGCUUUUAUGGGUCAGUCCAUGAAUGAUAUUGAUAGGGCUCUACAUUCAGACCCACUACUGAACAAGCAUGAUCAAGACUUAUCUUUGGCAAGCUAUCGAUCCUACUAUGCAUGUUGUCGAUUUAAACCAUCGAGCAGCCAAAACCAGUUCAAGAACGAUCCCUUUUAUUGCGUCACGUCUUCAACCUCCUAUAGCUAUGAUUAUUCAUCCUAUUCAAAUAUAACCAUUAACGGUGUGAGAUACGAUCCGCCAAUGCCUUCUCGUGCGAUCACAACUGAAAAUUUUGGUAUCCUUAUGAGCUUUUUAGGUUGUCCUAACAUGUCGGUCGUGUAUUAUCCAGCCGGCAUUGAUGCAGUGAAUGCUUAUGGAAUUUCUGCUUUUGUAUUGGGAGGUGUUUUUUCAUGUUUGUGUGUGAUUGCCUUUAGUGCACUUGUCAUGGAAUACAUGAUUCAGCACUGUAAAGUGAGAAGAAGUGUUUUUGCUUCAUGGAUGAGAACCAAUCAAGCUGCAACCUCUGUGGCAACCAAUUCUACAAAUUUAUCGGCAGUAUCCUCCUCGCAUCACACCACCGAUGAUCCACUACAGAGAGAACAAGCCAUGAUGAGAGAGGUGGAUCAGAGAAAUGUCAUCAAGACCACAAACACUGGCACAUCCACUGGAGCUCCUGUUCCCAAAUCAACAACAAAAUCUCAUUCUACACCAGCAAGUGUCUCCUCCUCCGAAGAUGAAGAUUCUUCUGAUGAGGAUAUUUAUGAUCAUGUUCAUGUGGAAUUGCCCAAUGUAGUAAGAAGUGUUGGCAAUAGUGAUACUACACGUCAUCCUGUAGAUUCUUCGACUAUUCCUCCAGAUAUUAAGAAACCGACAGUUCCAACACAAUCCUUAGAAUCUCCUCGGCCACCAAAUAAUAUUCGAACCACAACCACAACAACUUCACUUCCACAUGCAACGGUGGAAAAUUAUGGCCAUGUUCCUUUGGGCUCGGUGACAGUGAUCCAAAAUAAUGAAGUUUAUUAUGGAAUGCAGAACAUGAAUGAUCCAAACAAUCUUGUUCAAGUCAUUCCACCACCAUCAACUUACCAGACCUAUUUGCCUGAGUCCGUAGUGAACUAUAACAGCAAUACGAUGGAUCGAACGAAUCAACAACAAGACGAUUCACAACAACCUGCCAUACAGUACAAUUAUUCCAAUUACAACAACUAA
Molecule: messenger RNA, 4497 nt
Organism: Naegleria fowleri
Lineage: Eukaryota; Heterolobosea; Eutetramitea; Acrasida; Naegleriidae
Exons: 3
Coding region: 1-4497 (1498 amino acids)
Source: RefSeq, a predicted model, not a curated record